Messenger RNA from Nothoprocta perdicaria, 2051 nucleotides. It is a transcript of the gene SLAIN1, whose product is annotated as SLAIN motif family member 1. The record is from RefSeq and is a predicted model, not a curated record. NCBI's taxonomy places the organism in Eukaryota, Metazoa, Chordata, Aves, Tinamiformes, Tinamidae. Gene Ontology annotation, biological process: positive regulation of microtubule polymerization; cytoplasmic microtubule organization; microtubule nucleation. Gene Ontology annotation, cellular component: microtubule plus-end. Bases 223 to 1146 code for a protein of 307 amino acids. The transcript has 6 exons.
GUCUUGCCUACCAAGACUCUCACCCCUCAAGAGAAAUCACUGAGUCCCMUGCAGUGGUGCAGACGUGUUCUCGAUCAUCCAAGUCCUGAGAUAGAGGCUGCAAAGCGUUCUCUAUGCUUUAGACUGGAACAAGGUUAUACUUCUCGAAGUUCCCCAUUGAGUCCACAGUCAUCAAUAGACAGUGAACUGAGCACCUCGGAGCUGGAGGAUGAUUCCAUCUCCAUGGGAUACAAACUGCAGGACCUCACUGAUGUUCAGAUCAUGGCUCGUCUCCAAGAAGAGAGCCUAAGACAAGAUUAUGCUUCUACUUCAGCAUCUGUAUCAAGACACAGUUCAAGUGUAUCUCUGCAUUCAGGAAAGAAAGCGACCUGCAGCGAUCAGGACUAUGACCGCUAUAGUCUUGAGGAUGAGGAAGAGUUUGACCACCUUCCACCUCCACAGCCUCGACUCAYUCGCUGCUCCCCUUUCCAAAGAGGAAUUCCGCACUCACAGACUUUUUCCAGUAUUCGGGACUGCAGGAGAAGCCCUACUUCCCAGCACUUCCCUUCUAAUAAUUAUCAGCAGCCGUACUAUCCUCCUCCAGCCCAAACUCCAGAGCAGCAACCAAAUAGGAUUAAUGGAGAUAAGCUCCGAAGAAGUAUGCCCAACCUGGCUCGCAUGCCCAGCACCCCCACCAUCCACAGCACUGCCAGCUUCGCUGCCUCUCCGGCCACUGUGAGGAACAGUCAGAGCUUUGACUCCAGCYUGCACGGAGCUGCGAAUGGAGUUGCACGGAUGCAGUCAUGCAUUCCCUCGCCAGGACAGCUGCAGCACCGCGUUCACAGUGUGGGACAUUUUCCAGUGUCUACCAGACAGCCUCUCAAAGCUACUGCCUACGUAAGCCCAACCGUGCAAGGCAGUAGCAGCAUUCCCGUGUCUAACAGCUCGCAGUUGUACUCCAACACUGGAAUCCCAAUGCCAAACAAAACUGCCAACCAAGGGAUCUUAGGGCGCAGUGCUCUUCCGCGACCAUCGCUGGCCAUCAAUAGCAGUGGCAUCCCCAGAAGUAAAAUUGCACAGCCGGUUCGAAGUUUUCUCCAGCCUCCCAAACCUCUUUCAUCACUUAGCACGAUGCGGGAUGGGAAUUGGAGAGACGGCUGCUAUUGAUGAAGAAUAACCCAAGAAGACUGGAAGAAAAAUAAUGUGGAUUUCAUUACCCAGCUGGCUGGGUAGCAACGGUUUGGGAAGGGAGGGUCAUACGCUCUUGUUUCCCCUGAGAGUUUAAUAUUUAAACAUCCAUAAUGCAAAGUCAUUUUUUUAGAAAAGGAACCUUUUAUUAAAUACUAAAUAUUGCACUUAAUCAGUUACCUGAAGAGCUGCGYUGUUACCAGCCUAACAAUGGCAGCAUGAGCAUUUAGAACUGAAGGGAAUAUUACAYGUGUGCAAAGUACCAGACUGCUUCCUUUGAAACAACACUAGAAGACAGCCCUAUUCUGAGCAGCUUUGCCAAACUGAAAAUAUAAGAUAAWUUUUCAGUGUAAAAGAAUCAUGUGUUUUAUCUUGAAUUGGGGGGGACUAUGUAUGUGCUUGAAUUUUUUUUUUAGUGUUUCCAAUACAUUUUAUUUUGUAUACUUACAUUCAUUUAAACUUGCCUGAACAUUGAAAACAGAGAGAUAAUUUAACUUUUCUGUGCCAUAAAUAAUAUUUUUGGGGUAAUGUACUUUUUUAGCACUAGGAACAUAUCUUACAAAAAUAUACCAUUGGCAAUAGAGAGCCGUGUAUUUAUGUUGCAGAAGCACAAAAAAAAAGGUAGCAUUCACUGGAAAUUGCCAUACAGCUGGGUCAGCGUGGUUUUGUUGGUCUUUCACUAUUUGUUCAAUUGUUAAUUUAUUGUCAUAGUGUUUUGUAUUUAAAAAGGCAGCAUCAGUCACACUGCACUUACCAAGAUACCGUGAUCUCUAAAACUACAAUUGGUUUUCAGUACUUUAUUACCAAGAAUAAAAUUCUAAUGUUUUAUUAACAAUUACUUAUAGGAAAUGAAUGAGUUUUAAUGUGAAUAAAUCUUUUUGAUA